AUGAUGGUUCCACCUCCUGAAAGUGUGAACUUCAAGAAGUAUGGGCUCAAAGACAUCGAAACACUUGCUAAACAAUUCUACGAUGAGUCCAAUCUUAAUUAUGAAGUGAAGAAGCAACAGUUUCAGGCAGAAUGGGGAAAGCUUGAGUGGAAGAAAGUCAUUCCUAAAGAUGUUGUAGAUGGUAAAUGUCCAACUGUGACUACCACAACAUGGACACUUCAUCAUAUGUUGAAACAGUCAUCCUACAGGCAUUUUUAUCCUCUAUUGAGUAACCUUUAUGAGUGUUGCCUUUCAAUUCCCAUUUCAAGUGCAUGGCCAGAACGUGGUGCAAGCGCUCUUAAGUGCAAUAAAACCAGGCUUCAAUCAAGGCUUCAAAAAUGA
Pocillopora meandrina is the source of this 381-nucleotide messenger RNA. The record is from the annotation of a GenBank genome assembly. Lineage: Eukaryota; Metazoa; Cnidaria; Anthozoa; Scleractinia; Pocilloporidae.